Messenger RNA from Balearica regulorum gibbericeps (East African grey crowned-crane), 1389 nucleotides. Lineage: Eukaryota; Metazoa; Chordata; Aves; Gruiformes; Gruidae. The record is from RefSeq and is a predicted model, not a curated record.
GAGUCGGUGGGAAGCCUGGCCCGUGUGUACGGGGCAUUCAGGGCCUUCAACCCUGCCUGGGCCGAGACCCAGCUCCUCCUGGUGGGCCCCGGCCUCCCCCAGCAGCCAGCGCUCGCCCAGGCCUUUCCCACAGCGGAGGUGCAGCUCUCUGUCUUCCACCUCUGCAAGCACCUGCAGCAGCAGAUCCAGCAGCUGGCCUUGGAGGGCCGCACCGAGCGACUGAUCCUGGCCGCCCUGAGCGACACCAUGUCCGCAGCUACCAAGAGCAGCCGCAGGAAGAUGCACGCCCUUCUGAGGGACCUCGUGAUGCCAGACUUGCCUCAGCUCCAUAUUCACUGGCUGCUCAAUGAUGAGGUCUGGGCCGCACACAGGGAGAGGAGUUGGGGGCAGAGCAGUGACUACUUUAGGGACCUGGAGUUGGUCACCCAGGGGUUAAGCCAGGUUUUCAGUGCUGGGCUCUCUCUGGAGAGCUGCAUCACCUCCUUAGCCCAGCACUACCAAAAGUGUGUUUCUAAGAGCCCUCCUGAUGCCUUGAUGCACUCUGCUCCCCAUCCUGAUCACCAUGCUGCUCGGGGAGCUUCCCAAAGCCUGCCUGCCUCGGGUCUGCCUCUCACCUCUCUGGCGUGCCAGGGUAAGCCAUCUCAGAACUCUGUCCAGGCCUCCCCCACCACAGCAGCAGCGCAGCAGCCAAGUCCACCAGAAGCUCCUCUGCUCCCCACAGCUCUUCAGCCAGAAGCCCCCCAGGCUUUCCUCCUCCAGAGUGAGCCUGUCAGCCCUCAGUCCUUGUUACAUCCUUCAUCUCCUGUGGCUAAACUGGAGGCCAUGGAAAACCUGGAGGGUGACAGUGAAGAGGAGAUUAACCGAGGGACUGAAGAAUGCAUCAAGCAGUCUUUGAAUGCUAUUUGCACGGAUCCUGCUGCCCGGCUGUGCCUGAGCGAGUUUGCGGUGGUUCAGAAGUCUGUGCAGCUGAUAGGCACUGAGGAGGAUGCUCUCAGCAUCCAGGUCCUGGAGGAUGCCCACAGGGUGGACCUGAAAGGCCUGAGCAGCUGCACUUGCCACUUCAACCAGGUCUUCCAGCUGCCCUGCCGGCACAUCUUGGCUGUGCUGAAUUCAGAUAGGAAGACCUUGCAGCCGGAGAUGCUCAGCAGACAGUGGCAGAAGGGAUGUGAUGCCUGUCAGGCUGGGCAAGAUAGUGCUGAUGGCCUCUUGGAGGUCCUGAAGAGCUCCUGGAAUGAGUCUUUGGAUAAAUCCCUGGUGGUGUCCUUUCUCACGGCGGAGAUCAGCCGGCUUCUCACCCACUGCAGCGGGGAGGAGUUUGAGCACAGGUACAGGACCCUCCGGGAGCUGGCUGACAGCUGGAUUGGGCCCUACGUCAAGGUGAAGCUGUAG